This is a messenger RNA of Gymnogyps californianus (California condor), 1083 nucleotides long. It is a transcript of the gene ENOSF1, whose product is annotated as enolase superfamily member 1. Gene Ontology annotation, biological process: carbohydrate catabolic process. The record is from RefSeq and is a predicted model, not a curated record. The transcript has 13 exons. Gene Ontology annotation, molecular function: hydro-lyase activity; magnesium ion binding. NCBI's taxonomy places the organism in Eukaryota, Metazoa, Chordata, Aves, Accipitriformes, Cathartidae.
AUGGCAGUGACUGUCAGCGGCAUCCGCCUUCCCAGCUCGCUGGGCUGCCACAUUUCAGACACCAUGGUACGCGUGGCCAGGCGGGCAGGAGGCUUUUUCAUAUGUGCUGUCAGGGCUUUCUUUAUUCACAUGGUCAACAGAGACAUAGGAGAAAUUGUCAACAACUUCGGAGGCUUCUACAGAGAGCUCACCAGCGACAGGCAACUCUGCUGGAUAAGACACAUUGGGGGUCCUAUUGGACCAGAGGAGGGUUCUGUGUACUUGGCCAUUGCUGCUGUCCUGAAUGUUCUGUGGGCCAAGCGAGAGGGAAAGUUUAUGUGGAAGCUACUAGUCGACAUGGAUGCCAAACAAUUGCUAUUCUGCAUGGAUUUCAGAUAUGUUACUGAUGUGCUAACAGAUGAAGAAGCUUAUGAACUACUCCAAAAUGGCCUGCUUGGGAAAAAGGAAAGGGAACAGCAAAUGUUGAAGCAUGGAUAUCUGACUUACACAACAUCCUGUGCCUGGCUGGGCUACUCAGACCAACAAUUAAAACAGUUACGCACAUAGGCCUUGAGAGAAGGUUGGACUAGGUUCAAAGUAAAGGUGGGUGCAGAUCUGCAGGAUGAUAUUUGCAGAUGCAGAUUUAUACAAGAAACGAUUGGCCCAGACAAAUUAAUAAUGCUGGAUGCAAACCAACAAUGGGAAAUAAAGGAAGCAAUAGAGUGGGUCACUAAACCAGCUGAGUUUAAACCCUUGUGGAUUAAGGAGCCAACAUUUCCAGAUGAGGAUAUGCAUGUCCAGAUGGAACAUGCAACCAUUUCAAAGGCUUUAGCACUGCUAGGAAUUGGUGUGGCAACCAGAGAACACUGCCACAACAGAGUGAUAUUUAAACAGCUUCUACAAGCUAAGGCCCUGAGUUAUCUCCAAAUUAACAGCUGCAGGCUGGGAAGUGUGAAUGAAAACUUGUCUGUGCUGCUGAUGGCCAAAAAGUUCCAGAGUAAGGCUCUGCAAAAUGCAUAUGGACUUGGGGGUCUCUGUGAAUUAGUCCAGCACUUGGUAAUAUUUGACUAUAUCCCCUAUCUGAAAGCCUUGAAAGCAGGUUAG